AUGUCUUUAGCCCGCCAUAUCGACCCAGAAGAGCUUGUUGAGCGUCUCCAUGACGCCAACCUCACCGAGAAUGGCCGACAGCUACGCCAGAUGAUGACUACUUCUCAUCUAACACCUUAUGGUACCAAAUUUGCAAGCGAGUCGGCAGUGCCCAAGUAUAGGCUUCCAAAGGAGGGAACACCAGCAGAUACCGCCUACCAGCUAAUUCAUGAUGAAUUGGACCUGGAUGGUAAACCAAAUCUGAACCUUGCCAGCUUCGUAGGGACUUACAUGGAACCAAACGCCACCCAACUGAUGACGGAGAAUUUAUCCAAGAAUCUGGCUGACAAUGACGAAUAUCCGGCCAUGAUGUCUCUUCAUGAGCGUUGCGUUAGCAUCCUUGCUAACCUCUGGGGAGCUAAGAGGGGCGAGAAAGCCGUUGGGACAGCGACCACUGGCUCCUCAGAGGCUAUUCACCUAGGAGGCUUAGCAAUGAAGCGUCGUUGGCAGGAACAUCGCAAAGCAAAGGGCUUAAAUACUUAUAGUCCAAAUAUCCUCAUGGGUUCCAACGCGCAGGUCGCCCUGGAGAAAUUCGCGCGCUACUUCGACGUCGAGGCACGUAUUCUCCCGGUUUCUAAGGAGAGCAACUAUCGGCUAGACCCGAAUCUUGUGGAGAAGAAUAUCGAUGAAAACACGAUUGGCGUAUUCGUCAUUCUAGGAAGCACUUAUACCGGUCACUAUGAACCGGUGGAAGAGAUCUCGAAAAUUCUCGACGAGUAUGAGGAGAAGACAGGCAUCGAUAUCCCAAUCCACGUCGAUGCAGCAUCUGGAGGGUUUGUUGCGCCAUUCACUCAUGCCCAAGCCGGCGGGCCGAAGUGGAAUUUUGAACUUUCACGAGUCAAGUCCAUUAACGUGUCAGGUCAUAAAUACGGACUCGUAUACGCCGGCGUCGGUUGGAUCGUCUGGCGGGACGAAGCUUACCUACCACAGCACCUAAUUUUCGAGUUGCAUUAUCUAGGUGGUACCGAGAAGUCUUUUACACUGAACUUCUCCCGACCCGGUGCGCAGAUCAUCGUGCAAUAUUACAAUAUGAUUCACCUCGGCUUCAACGGGUACCGCGAGAUCAUGGAGAAUUGCCUCCGGAAUGCGCGCCUCUUAUCCAAGAGCCUCGAGGCUACCGGAUGGUACACGUGUGUCUCCGACAUCCAUCGCCGAGCGACCGCUGCAUCUAGUGUGAUAUCGGGCACGAAACAUGCCGUCCUCGGCGAGGAGGGUGAAACCUCAGCCGACUACGUAGCCGGGCUGCCAGUUGUGUCGUUCCGACUAACAGACGAGUUCAAACGGGAGUUCCCACACAUCAAGCAGGAAUGGGUAUCGCUACUCAUGCGCGCGCGCCAGUGGAUAAUACCCAACUACGCGCUUCCGCCCAAUGAGGAUAAGAUCGAAAUCUUACGUGUAGUCAUUCGUGAAUCCAUGAGCCUGGAUCUCCUGGACCGUCUGAUUGCGGACUUGGUAUCUGUAACGGAGACUCUGAUCGAGAACGAUGAGGUCGACCUGUCGAUCCUCCAGAAGCAGAAGCCGACGGGAGACAGCCGGCCGCGUAGGGACGCUAGUAAAGGGGGCCUUUCGGAGGAGUCCACUAAGGUGCUUGAGGGGAAGGCGGCGCGACUGGCGGAGGGUAUUCACAGGAGCGUCUGCUGA
This is a messenger RNA of Daldinia childiae, 1680 nucleotides long. Its product is annotated as Glutamate decarboxylase. Gene Ontology annotation, biological process: L-glutamate catabolic process. The transcript is spliced from 4 exons. Bases 1 to 1680 code for a protein of 559 amino acids. Gene Ontology annotation, molecular function: glutamate decarboxylase activity; pyridoxal phosphate binding. NCBI's taxonomy places the organism in Eukaryota, Fungi, Ascomycota, Sordariomycetes, Xylariales, Hypoxylaceae. The record is from RefSeq and is a predicted model, not a curated record. Gene Ontology annotation, cellular component: cytosol.